CUGUUCUGUCAGUCUUCUGUGAUUCAUACUCUGUGUUUUACAUUGAAUUCACGUGACCUAUCAAGCCGUUCAAGAUCGAACGUCUCCUAAGCGAUGAAUUGUCAAGUUUAUUUAUAUCCAGGAGUUGCAAUUAAGUGUUCUCAACCAGGGAUCAAUUAUCAGUAUCAGCAUCAGACUUCAGCUCCACAAUAUGUGAUGCAACAACAAUCCAGCACCCCUAAUGGAGGCUACCAGUUCCAGUCCGGCAACUCUGGCCAGUAUCAGCAUCAGACUUCAGCUCCACAAUAUGUGAUGCAACAACAAUCCAGCACCCCUAAUGGAGGCUACCAGUUCCAGUCCGGCAACUCUGGCCAGUAUAAGUAUCAGACUUCAGCUCCCCAAUAUGUGAUGCCAUAUCAAACCAGCACCCUUAAUGGAAACAAAUCGGUUUCAUCCUAUGGAAAUACGAGCAGCUCCCCCAAUACAGUUGCUCACUAUAGAUGUACAGAAAAGAAAGACUACCGGUUCAAGUGCUGCAGCUGUGGCCAGGUGACUCAAGUCAAAUACAAAAGCUCAAAGCAGCUGGAAAUAAGACACUGUACUCAUAAGAAGAAUACCUGCCUGCGCUAUUCGUGAUUACAUCCAUCCCAAAAACUCUCGCACAGUACGAGAAGCUGAACAUACAAAAGAGGAUAACAACAGCAAAGCCAUAGCCAUAUCUGUAUGAAACAUAUAGUUUAUUUCCCUUCAA
Molecule: messenger RNA, 730 nt
Organism: Armigeres subalbatus
Lineage: Eukaryota; Metazoa; Arthropoda; Insecta; Diptera; Culicidae
Exons: 6
Coding region: 94-615 (173 amino acids)
Source: RefSeq, a predicted model, not a curated record